Bolinopsis microptera is the source of this 2329-nucleotide messenger RNA. Its product is annotated as COMM domain-containing protein 5-like. Lineage: Eukaryota; Metazoa; Ctenophora; Tentaculata; Lobata; Bolinopsidae. The record is from RefSeq and is a predicted model, not a curated record. The coding region runs from base 1277 to 1870 and encodes 197 amino acids. The transcript has 4 exons. Gene Ontology annotation, cellular component: nucleus.
CAACAAAUUUUUAUUAGGGUAAAAUGGCCAACAUUUAACAUAUUUUUCGAAUCCAUUUCUCUGUUUGUAAAGUUAAAACCCAGUGCUAGCAUAAUUUGCAGUGUACUUGGAGGUUGUAUGGUCAGACCUCGUUAUUGUUGUUUGUUGAAGCACGAAAAGGAACUUGCAGACUGCAACGAGACUACUAAACCCGUUGGAGCUCGCUGUGCAGUAUGUUGGAGAGAUAUGACCGGAUAACUGAUGCAGUGCACGGAAUUUUAGAUGACUUGGAGCUAGGCAAUCUAAAACUGGAUGUAGAAGAGACUGAGUUAGCUAUAAAAGACAUUACCAAGACUCUCGCACCGUUCAAGAUUGUAACUGAGUUUUUGUGUAAAAGAGACAGCAUGCUCGCUCAAGCAGAAGUGAUUAUUUAGUUUAUUGACAGCAAGAUAGAAGAGAUCUGAGAUAGACUCGCCAGUUUCUCGAACCCUUCUAGAUAGGCUACGUACACGAUAUGCCAAGAGAAAGGGCCUUCACUUCGUAUCGCUGGUAAAGUUCUACUCGGACCCCGGUAUUCUAGAUGAAGAUGUAGGACAAGAAUACAGAGUUAUCACAAAGUCAACCUUGAUACGUAACUCUAAGUCUCUGCACCAGCGGUUGUUCAAGCAGAAAGAGACAAACAGCGAUUGAGCUUCGCAUGUAGUUCGACGAUUGGUCCUCAGGACUCACAGGCGACUCCCACAAUUUAAGAUACCAGAUUCCAAUCCUAUCCCGCUGACAAAAGAAUUAUCAGACCUACAUUAGGGCAGCGAUUCGACUACGGUAGCAAGGACAGAUACCCUUGCACGGGAGAUAAGUCUGUUCACAGCUAACAGGCAGGAAACUGACACUAUCAAAGAAAUACGUCGUGCAUGUGCUGAUUUAUUUUUUUUAAUUGUUUGCUAGAAGCAAUAACAUAUUUUGUCUAUGAAAUUUGGGCUUGUUAAAUAAAAGGGCAAUAUUGCAACUGAUUCUUUAACAAAGCAAUCAGCACAAGAUGUAACAUAGCAUAUGAGCAUAAUUCAAGUAUGCAGAGUGCAUAUAAAUAUUACUUCAAUUAUAUUGCCAAAUUUAUCGCCGAUAACCGAUAUUAUCGCGAUAAUUUUGAAAAAAUUAUCGAUUAUCGCGAUAAAAAAUUUUGUACCGAUAAUGGCAACCCUACCCCCCAGUAGUUUACCAUCUUCCUUAUCUUGUUUCAGUUCUUUAGUUGACUAAUAGAUUCCUUAUAACAAGUUGACUAACAUCUUGUUUAGGUGUGAUGAGUAAAUAUGCGGUAGAAACUUCAUUUCUAGGACACCGUGUCCCUAAAGAAGUUAAACUUUUGCUCAAACAGCUGAAAAAUGUGAAAAAGGACGUAUUUUCCGCCUCAAUUGACUCAGUUAUAAACUACUUGGCACACGGCCAGGUUCCUGAUUUUAGCACUGAACUGGAUGCAAGCCGAGCAAGGACUUUGUUCGGAGGUUUCUACUGUAUUAUAACGAGAGCAGUACGACACAUGGAACAAAUGCAACAAACUACAUUUGUAACUAGUCUAAAGGAUAUCAACCUACCAGACCAGGUGACGGAUAAGCUGGUAGCAGUACUGUACACUAGUUCCCAGCUCACCAGGACAGACAGCCGGCCGGCAGCUAGAUUUAGAGAGCUAGAUUGGAGACUAGAUGUGAUCCUCAGUAACAAUUACCUGGCUAAAGUUCUGCAGCCUGAGAUCCUAGUUAACUUGAAGCUAGAGGGUGAUGAUGACGUAUUGUUACAUUUAUCACAACACGAGUUCCACUCUCUGCGACAAUCCACUGCAAAGCUUUUGCACGACAUGUGUCAAUUAAGGGAGAAAAAGUUUAUGAACGCCAGCUGAGGUAUAGAAAUGUCACAUUAGUACAUACUGGACACUCUUUUUGCUAAAAACUGAUUUUUUGUUUCACAGCUGGAAUUUUUUUACCAUUGUAACUAUAUGUUACCAUGGUAACUGGAAUGUCGCCACCAUUUUUAAUUCGGAUUUCUUCUUUGUGUUACUGAAUGUUUAUUACGUAUUCUUAUUUCAUAUUUACAGGUUUUCAGUAAGGGGUCGUUCAGAUAUUACGUAAUCAGCCAAGGGUAGGGGAGUUUCCAAAUGAUAACGAUAGUGUAAUUUUUACAAAAAGCUAUGUGUAAAACUGAUUACAGAGGGGGGAGGGGAGAUAACAAAUUAUCCAAAAAGUGAUUACGUAACAUGUGAACGACCCCUAACGCUUGUAUUGUGUUUUUUGUUAUUGAUAUUUUUUGUUAUUGAUUAUUGAUUCAAAAUUAUGUACUCAGACUUAUUCUGAGGUAUUCA